AUGGAGAGGGUUGAGGGGAUGAUACGAAAUCUCAAGCUCACAGAGGCGGAGCUGGCUGGGCUGAGGAUCGGUGAACAGCAAAUGGAGGUGGCGGUUGAUGGAGGAAAAAUUCCAGAGGAGCCAAAAAUCUUGGUCAAGGUUCUGUCGGAGAAAUUAGCCUCGACGGAGGGGCUGAAGCAAGCACUGGGCCCAAUUUGGUGUCCGAUACGAGGCAUCAAGUGCAGCCGCAGGGGGGAGAAUAUCUUCAUGAUCACUCUUCUGCAAACCUCAGGUAAAAAGAAAGCCCUUGAUAAUGGUCCAUGGAUGUUCAACAACGACCUAGUGGUAGUGGAGGAGUAUGAUCCUAUGAAAUCAGUUGAAGAUUAUAAGUUUAGUGAGGUGCCGAUCUGGAUCCGUAUCCUGAAAUUGCCGUUGGGAAAGAUGAACAAAGCUACUGGGGAAAUGAUUGGGGAAAGAGUGGGAGAGUGUCUGGAGGUGGAUGUUGGUGAAGAUGACCUUGCGACAGGAGAGUAUCUGCGGAUUAAAGUGAGAAUUAACAUUACCAAGGCACUGAUGAGGGGAAUGAUGAUCCAAGUGGGGGAAGAGGGGCGUAGCAAAUGGUGUCCCUUCGAAUAUGAAUUUCUUCCGGAAUUCUGCUACAACUGCGGGAUCAUUGGUCAUGAUGACAAAUGUUGCCCGGUCCAAAUAAAGAAAGGGGAGGAGAAGCAAUUUGGAAGCUGGCUUCGUGCAUUCAUACCAAAAAAGCAGAACAGUUCGGAGAGGCAGAGGUGGAGUGGUGGUGGUGGAAGUGGAAGUGGAAGUGGGGGACGAUCUUACGAGUUUGGGGAUCGAAGAGGGAGGAUAGGGAACAGGAAGUCACAAGUCCCUUAA
Lolium perenne is the source of this 870-nucleotide messenger RNA. Lineage: Eukaryota; Viridiplantae; Streptophyta; Magnoliopsida; Poales; Poaceae. The record is from RefSeq and is a predicted model, not a curated record.